This is a messenger RNA of Vespula pensylvanica (western yellowjacket), 1329 nucleotides long. It is a transcript of the gene Ogg1, whose product is annotated as N-glycosylase/DNA lyase. The record is from RefSeq and is a predicted model, not a curated record. Gene Ontology annotation, molecular function: 8-oxo-7,8-dihydroguanine DNA N-glycosylase activity; damaged DNA binding. The transcript is spliced from 3 exons. Lineage: Eukaryota; Metazoa; Arthropoda; Insecta; Hymenoptera; Vespidae. Gene Ontology annotation, cellular component: nucleus. Gene Ontology annotation, biological process: nucleotide-excision repair; base-excision repair, AP site formation; base-excision repair. Bases 42 to 1055 code for a protein of 337 amino acids.
AAGACGUUAGUAUUUCGAAGUGAAUUGCCACGGACGGAGCUAUGCGAGUUUGUUCUUCGUUAUGUUUGGGGUUUCUAACCAACAAGAUGAUCGAAUGUUCUUCGAAAGAAUUGAACUUAGGUGCAACGUUGCAAGGUGGCCAAAGUUUCAGAUGGUUGCCAUAUAAAACUGGAUAUCGAGGCGUUUUUAACAGUUCGGUUUGGACAUUAAUUCAGAAUGAAACCAGUAUAAGAUAUACGGUUGAAGGAUCACUAUCGGAUAAUCAAAAUUAUGAUGAAAUUUUGAGACAAUACUUCAGAUUGGAUAUAUCAUUAUUAGAUCAUUGUAAAAAAUGGAUUGAAGUAGAUAAAAAUUUUCAGAAAUCGUACGAAAAAGUAGACGGCAUUAGAAUCUUGAAUCAAGACAUAUUAGAAAAUCUAUUUUCCUGUAUCUGCACUUCUAACAACAAUAUUCAGAGGAUAUCUGGGAUGGUUGAAAAAUUAUGUAUUCUAUUUGGUAAGAAAAUAUGUUCCAUUGAUGGGAAUGAUUAUUUUGAUUUUCCAACAUUGGAAUUAUUACAAGGACAAAAUGUAGAGUCUAUCUUAAGGAAGGAAGGAUUUGGAUAUCGUGCAGCGUACAUAGCAAAUACUGCAAAAAAAUUGCAGGAACUUGGGGGAAGAAAAUGGCUUAUGAGUCUUCAUAAAUGUAAUAAUGCUUCUUAUUUCGAGGCUAAAGAACAAUUGCUUACUCUUCCUGGAGUUGGUCCAAAAGUUGCAGAUUGUAUUUGUUUGAUGUCUUUGGGACACUUAGAAGCCAUACCAAUAGAUACACAUAUAUUUCAAGUUGUACGAGCGUAUUAUUUACCGCAUUUAGGAAAACAAAAAACAGUAACUCCAAAAAUUCACGAAGAAAUUAGUACACAUUUACGUGAAUUGUGGGGACCCUUGGCUGGUUGGGCUCAAGCUAUUUUAUUUUGUGCAAAAAUCGCUGAUAACGCAAAGAAUACUUUAAAUAGAAAACGAAGUAAUACAAAGACUAAAUUAGAACCAGAAAAGAAAAUUCAGAGGAUACAGUAAGUUGUUAUUAUUAUUCUUACAAUAAAAUUGUCACAUGUAUAUCAUUUUACAAAAGAUCUGCAUUUUCUAUCAAUAUAUUGGCAAUUUUUAAUUAGACAUUUAAGUACAAUUAAAUACAUAUAAAAGAUAAAUAUGAAGUUUGUUCAGUAUUAUAGAGUUUAUAUAUAUAGUAUGCACAUAUAAUGGUGCUCAUUAUUUUAAAUAUGUAUUUUGUAAUAUUAUUAAAGUUUAAUGUAGUUUAUAUAUAUAUAUAUAUAAAUAUCGAAUACACCUG